Molecule: messenger RNA, 1530 nt
Organism: Lutzomyia longipalpis
Lineage: Eukaryota; Metazoa; Arthropoda; Insecta; Diptera; Psychodidae
Product: golgin subfamily A member 6-like protein 22
Exons: 3
Coding region: 91-1008 (305 amino acids)
Source: RefSeq, a predicted model, not a curated record
CACAGUAUUGAGACCACUGUCGGUCCAAGUGUGCGCGGCAUCAACCCUCGGUAGAACCCACGGGAGGUGAUUCGACCACCAAAUUACAGGAUGAGGUCGUUAGCGCUUUUGACGAUAUUCGGAUUUGUGGCGGCAGUUUUAGGUGGAGCAAUUCUAGAUAAGGAAAACAAAGACACAUCUCUGCAGGAGAAACAAGAAACAGAUGAUGUACAGAGGGUAAAACGCGGCUUCCACCAUCAACCAGAGGGUGUUUGGAAGAAGAAGCUUGUGUGGAAGGAAGAUUGGGUACAAAUUUGGCGAACAGAAAAGAAACAAGCUUGGAAGCAGGAAUGGAAGAAAAUACAAGUUCCAAUUUGGAAGACCAUUGAAGUUCCCAUAUGGAAGGAAAUUCAAGUACCAGAUUGGAAAAUACAAAAAGUUCCUGCAUGGAAGGAGGUUCAAGUGCCAAUUUGGAAGGAAGAAAAAGUGCCAGAUUGGAAGAAAAUAACCAAACCAAUUUGGAAGGAAAUUCAAGUGCCAGUUUGGAAGGAAAUCCAGGUGCCAGACUGGAAGCAAAUUUGGGUACCAGAAUGGGUUAAAGUCGGAAUUCCUGGUGAGAAGUAUCUUGGAAAAGAUCACCAUGGAUGGGAAUACACUAGUCACGAUCUGUGGAAGAAAAAACUAAUCUGGAAACCGCAAUGGAAGAAAAUUUGGCGUACGGAGAAAAAGCAAGAAUGGGUACCCGAGAAAAAGCUUGAAUGGAAGGAAGAGUGGGUACAGAUUUGGAAAUCAGUAAAGAAACAAGCAUGGAUCACUAAGAAGGAGCAAAUUUGGAAAGAGGAAAAAAUACAAAUUUGGCGCACAGAGAAGAAACAAGAGUGGGUUCAGGAGAAGAAGUUAGCCUGGAAGGAUGAAUGGAAGUCGAUUCAAGUGCCAAUUUGGAAGGAAAUUCAGGUGCCAGCGUGGAAGAAGGUGUGGAAACCGGUGUGGGAAAAGGUUUGGGUACCUGUUAGCCACGGUUGGGAUUAGUAUCUUAAGUUGAAAGCAAGAAAAUUUGUUAUCAAUAGAUCUCGUUAGACAAAUCUCUCAAAUAUGGCAAUGUUAGUCUUUCUUGUAAAUAUAUUUACCUACUUCCCUUUACUUUGUUACGUUUGCUAUGUAUUUGUGAGAAUCAAUAUCUCUCGAGGUUCCAAAGGAAGAAAAAUUGUAUUCAGUGUCAUCUGAUCAUUAUAAUACUCAUUAAAUUUUCUCUCCCUCUUGAUAUACAUUUUAAUACACCAAUAAUACAAUACAAUUGCGUCGAAAGAAAUAAUUAUUUGAAAUGCCAGUUCAAUCAAUCACAGUAUAUCUAUUUCCGCCAAAUAAACAUUGUUCUUACUACGACCAAUAAAACUGACUGAAAGAAAUUAUUAAUACUGGAACGAGAAAGAGAGAGAGAGAAAACUAUCCCGAAGCAGAUCAUUGAAUAAUGUUUUAUUUUUAUUUUGUAAAUAAAUGUAUAAUAUACAUUAUAUCUUACCUACCUGAGAAAUAAACCAAUUUUCUAUCAAA